Meloidogyne enterolobii is the source of this 1996-nucleotide messenger RNA. The record is from the annotation of a GenBank genome assembly. Lineage: Eukaryota; Metazoa; Nematoda; Chromadorea; Rhabditida; Meloidogynidae.
UGGAUGCAAGGCAUUUUUAAUUUCUUUUUAAUUUUAAAUUUAAUUUAUUUUUUAAAGGGAUUCUUCCGCCGAACAAUUUUGCGAAAUCAAAAAUUUACUUGUCGUUUUGACAAAAAUUGUAUUAUUGAUAAAAACUUUCGUUGCGCCUGUCGUUAUUGUCGUUUUCAGAAAUGCUUGAGCGCUGGAAUGAAAAGAGAAGCAAUUCAAUUUGAACGUGAUUCAAUAAGCUCUCCAAGUUCUCCCAAAAAACGCCGGCAAACUUUGGAUUAUGGGGGGAGUGAACAAUCACUUUCGCCUGGAGUUGAAAGCAAACCUUCAAUUUAUUCUACCUCUUCUGGAAUUGAAAUGAGAAAUUUUAUUUCUGAAAAUUCUGCUAAUAAUUAUUCAAAUAUUAUUUAUUUGUUGAUGGAAUUGGAGGCACGUGUAAAUCAAGAAAUGUGUUUGCGUUACCGAAACCUUUCGAGUGCUUUUUCUGGUUCCCAGUUUAAUGCUGAAGGUACUAGUGGCCCGUCCGUUUCGCCAGUUUUUCAUCCUAAUGGGCCUUCAGCAUUUAGCUCGCCUUCAGGUUCAAGAUCGGCUUCGAUUGAGGAUUUGAAUGAAAUUUCCCGUACAACACUUCUUUUAAUGGUUGAAUGGGCAAAAGGAAUGCAAACAUUUUCAGAACUUCGAAUGGAAGACAAAGUCAUUUUAUUAAAAAAUUAUGCGCCUCAACAUCUCAUUUUGAUGCCUGCUUUUCGAUCACCAGAUACUACAAGGCUUUGUUUAUUUAAUAAUUCUUUAUUGGGAGCUGAUCAAUCUCAGGGAGGAAAUGAACAAUUGGGGUCCUUUGCUGCGUUUAAAGCUGCAAAUAUAAUGCCUAGAGUGUUGGAUGAAAUUGUUUGGCCGAUGAGGCAAUUAGAGAUGAAAGAAGAAGAAUUUGUUUGUCUAAAGGCACUGGCAUUUUUACAUCCAGAAGCUAGAGGAUUAUCACAACAUGCACAACAAAUAAUACCUCUUUAUUCAAUCAUUUUGGCAUCUAAACCGGUAGACGAGGCUCCAAGUAGAUAUGGAAAUAUUCUUUUGUUAGCGCCGGCUUUAAAAGCACUGACCCAAUUGUUGAUUGAAAAUAUGACUUUAACAAAGUUCUUUGGCCUUGCUGAAGUAGAUUCAUUACUUUCUGAAUUUAUUCUUGACGAUGUUGGGGCUGACAGUAGUGGAAUCUCAACAGCACCAAAAACUAUUAAAGAACAAUUAACAUCAACAGCCCCAUCGUUUGUAACUAUGGCUGGUAGUAAUCGUGCAGAAAUGACAACAACAAAUGCUACAAUGUUACAAAAUCAUUCAAUGAAGAAUUUUGAAUAACAAUAAAAAUGAAAGGUUUUUUUGAGUUAGAAGUAGCAGGUUUAUAUUGGUGAAUGUGGGCACAAGGUUGUCGGAUCCGGAUCCGAAAAAGGCCGGAUAUCCGAAGAUUUCCAACUAUCCGACAACCUUAGUGGAUACGUGACAUUUUUUAGAAUUAUGGGAGCCCUGGUCCGUAGGUUUUUUGUCCUCUAGUUCCUUCAUACCAUUUUUGUAUUCGUUCAAAAAAAUUUUUUUUACAAUCCCUCCCUCGUAAAAUUAUUUUUUAUAUUUAAUCAGACAAUAUAUUUUCGCAUGUCUUAUUUUUAGAAAGUCGUUUUUUUCGGAAUUUUAUAUAUCUUUGGUUACAGACCUUGACAUUAGUAUAUUAUUAUUUAAUCGAUAUCAAGAUUCAAGAUUCUUUAAGUCUUUUUUUUUAAUUUUUAAAUUUUCUGGCUAGCAGGGAUAAGUCUGGAUUCUAAUUUCCAAUGUUUCCCUCUUUUCCAAGCUCCAAAAAUUUCCAAGUUUCGACAUUUGAGAGUUCUUAUUCCCGGCGCCCUUUGGCCGUUUCGACUAUCUCUGCUAUUUAUUUUGUUAGUCCCUUUUCUAAAUUCUACAUACUUUUAUAUAAAAUGUUUCAAAGAAUUUUUUAAAGAUUAUUUUAGCCCUAGUUUUCAGU